Molecule: messenger RNA, 2106 nt
Organism: Triticum turgidum subsp. durum (durum wheat)
Lineage: Eukaryota; Viridiplantae; Streptophyta; Magnoliopsida; Poales; Poaceae
Source: the annotation of a GenBank genome assembly
AUGAUUACGUUCGUGGACUCGGCGGCGGGGGAGCGGGAGAGGGGGGACGGCCCGCGCUGCCUCGACCCGCAGCUCUGGCACGCCUGCGCCGGCGGCAUGGUGCAGAUGCCGCCGCCCGGCUCCAGGGUCUACUACUUCCCGCAGGGCCACGCGGAGCAUGCGCAGGGCCAGGCCGGCGCCGUCGACUUCCCGCCCGGUGCCCGGCUGCAGGCGCUCGUCCUCUGCCGCGUCGCCGCCGUCCGCUUCAUGGCCGAUCCGGACACCGACGAGGUCUUCGCCAAGAUCCGCCUCGUCCCCGCCCGGUCCCAGGACGCCGCCGACGCCGACGACGCCAUUGCCGCCGCCGCCGCGGCCCAGGAGGACAAGCCCGCCUCCUUCGCCAAGACGCUCACGCAGUCCGACGCCAACAACGGCGGCGGCUUCUCCGUGCCGCGCUACUGCGCCGAGACCAUCUUCCCGCGGCUCGACUACUCCGCCGACCCGCCCGUCCAGACCGUGCUCGCCAAGGACGUGCACGGCGUCGUCUGGAAGUUCCGCCACAUCUACCGCGGCACGCCGCGCCGCCACCUGCUCACCACGGGGUGGAGCUCCUUCGUCAACCAGAAGAAGCUCGUCGCCGGGGACUCCAUCGUCUUCAUGAGGACCGAGAACGGGGAUCUCUGCGUCGGCAUCCGCCGCGCCAAGAAGGGGCGCAUCGGCGGCCCGGAGCUGCUGCCCCCGCCCUCGCCGGCGGCGGGCGGCAAUUACGGAGGGUUCUCCAUGUUCCUCAGGGGGGAGGAGGACGGCGGCGGCAACAAGAUGAUGGGGGCGAGGGGGAAGGCCAGGGUCAGGGUGCGGCCGGAGGAGGUCGCCGAGGCGGCCAAUCUCGCCGCCAGCGGGCAGCCGUUCGACGUGCUCUACUACCCGAGGGCGAGCACGCCGGAGUUCUGCGUGAGGGCGGCCGCGGUCAGGGCGGCGAUGCGCACCCAGUGGUGCCCCGGCAUGAGGUUCAAGAUGGCCUUCGAGACGGAGGACUCGUCCAGGAUCAGCUGGUUCAUGGGGACUGUGUCGGCCGUGCAGGUGGCCGACCCCAUUCGAUGGCCCAAUUCACCUUGGAGACUUCUUCAGGUGACCUGGGAUGAACCGGACCUGCUGCAGAAUGUGAAGAGGGUGAGCCCAUGGCUGGUUGAGCUGGUCUCAAACAUGCCGGCCAUUCACCUCGCUCCGUUCUCGCCGCCCCGGAAGAAGCUCUGCGUUCCGUUCUACCCCGACCUCCCGGCCGACGGCCAGUUUCCAGCCCCGAUGUUCCACGGAAACCCACUCGGACGCCGCGGCGGCGUCGGUCCGAUGUGCUAUUUCCCGGACGGCACUCCUGCAGGCAUACAGGGAGCCAGGCAUGCUCAAUUUGGUAUACCUUUAUCAGAUCUCCACCUUAACAAACUGCAGUCGAGUCUGUCACCGCACGGGCUUCACCAGGUCGAUCACGGCGGGCAGCCGCCGAGGAUCGCCGCUGGGCUCAUCAUUGGUCACCCGGCUGCGCGAGACGACAUCUCGUGCAUGCUCACCAUUGGCAGUCACCAGAACAACAACAACAACAAGUCAGAUGUCAAGAAGGCUUCACCCCAGCUGAUGCUCUUUGGGAAACCCAUACUCACUGAGCAGCAGAUCACUUUAGGUAACUCUGGGGGUUUCUCUCCAUCUGCUGCUAGGAAGAGCUCCUCUGAAAUGAGCGCCGAGAAGUCGGCGAAUAACUCUGAUCUUCCAAGCCCGCAAAGCAACCAGAACGGCACUACGAAGAACUUGUCCUGCGGAGGAGUUCCAUUGUGCCAGGACAACAAGGUACUCGAUCUCGGGCUGGAUAUCGGGCACUGCAAGAUAUUCAUGCAAUCAGAGGACGUCGGGCGCACGCUUGAUCUCACCGCUGUUGGUUCUUAUGAAGAGUUAUAUCGCCGGCUUUCUGACAUGUUCGGCAUGGAAAAAGCCGAGCUGAUGAGCCAUGUUUUCUACCGUGAUGCAGCCGGGGCGCUCAAACACACUGGAGAUGAACCUUUCAGCGACUUCACGAAGACGGCGCGUAGGCUGACGAUACUUACGGACACGAGCGGCGACAGCAGCGUAGCGAGCUAA